Cydia amplana is the source of this 968-nucleotide messenger RNA. Its product is annotated as protein takeout-like. The coding region runs from base 172 to 951 and encodes 259 amino acids. The transcript is spliced from 5 exons. Lineage: Eukaryota; Metazoa; Arthropoda; Insecta; Lepidoptera; Tortricidae. The record is from RefSeq and is a predicted model, not a curated record.
UAAACACCAGUUGCGCGCGGUUUCUCUAAGGAGCCAUUCGGCGUCCGCGUCAAACGAGAAAAACACGCACCAUAGCUAAUAGAGAAUACAAAUCAAAUUUCGAACGUUCGCGUUCUAAAUUUGAAAAUUUAUUUGUAUUUCUUUUAAUUUAAGGCGUUUUAGGGGUUUAAAAUGAGGAACGGGUGGCCAGUGUUGGUGGUAUUCGUGUUUGUGUGCCUUCAGUGCAGUUUGCAGUUGCUACCGUUACCGGACUUCAUCCAUCCCUGCUCCGAACUAUCAGACGAAUGCUUCACCCAGGCCACACUGGAUGCCAUCCCCGGGCUGGUGAAGGGCAUCCCGGAAGCCAAUGUCCCGUCCCUGGACCCGCUGUACCUGGAGAAGAACAUCAGCAUGAACCUGCCCGGCAACGUCAAGAUGACCUUCCAUAAUGGCAGGCUGAUGGGGCUCAGUACGUGCGUGCCGCUUAAAGUUUCGUCUCGCCGGGAGACCCGCAAGUUCAUCUUCGACAUCCGCUGCAACUUCACCAUCAAGGGCCACUACAGUCUGCAGGGCAGGAUCCUGCUCUUCAACCUCGACACCGACGGCAACGCCAAGAUCAAAAUAUGGAACCAGCGUAUCCGCCUGGAGGUUUUGGAAAAGGUUGUGAUGGACAAAACUACGGGCGAGGGCCACUACAAGAUCAACUCGUACAAGUACAAAGCCGAUUACGGCACAGACCUCAAGCUCAACCUCACCAACUUAUUCCGAGGAAGCGCUGAAAUCAGUGCAAACAUUCUGCAAGUGCUGAACCAGAACUCGCAGCUGGUGGCGCAGGAGUUCGGCGCCCCGAUCCUCGAGUACGCGAUCGACUACGCCAUGAACGUGACUCAGCGCUUCUUCAGCGCCUACACUUACCAGCAGAUCUCACACGUACCCAUCACGCCUGAAUUCUUCGAGAAGGAGAAGAAAUAAAGUAACAUAAAUACUAG